UCUCAAGGAAACCUAACCUCCAAUUUUUCCCGCUUUCAAAUCAGUGAAGGCCACGUGUAACAAGAAUAAAUAUAAAAACGCUUCCCGACCGACAGAAACACAGAGAAACAAGGCACUCUGAGUCCAAGACGAGGAAGAACAAUCGACCAAGUAGUAGGUAGAAAUGGUUUCUGAAUUAAUAAAUGCGAACCCAAUCGUGUACGAGAAGAAAGAGCGUCGAGCUCGAAGCGCGCCGAUUGAUUGUCCGGAUGAGUACGCCGUCGAACCCAUUAACCAGCCUGAAGUUUUUGAUCAUAUAAGAGAUAUAAAAGAUCCAGAGCACCCAUACUCUUUGGAGGAGCUCAAAGUUAUAACAGAAGAUGCAAUCGAAGUAGAUGACAAGCAAAGUUAUGUUAGGGUCACAUUUACUCCCACAGUUGAACAUUGUAGUAUGGCAACGAUUAUCGGUCUUUGCUUGCGAGUGAAGCUUCUGAGGAGCUUGCCGUCUCGGUACAAGGUUGAUAUAAGGGUAGCCCCUGGAUCUCAUGCAUCUGAAGCUGCAGUUAACAAACAACUGAAUGAUAAAGAACGGGUGGCAGCAGCACUGGAGAACCCAAAUCUAUUGGAUAUGGUUGAUGAAUGCCUGGCUCCAUCUUUUGGUUGAAUUAUGUUGUACGUCCAUGCAAAGCAGUUAGAUGAUUAGUCUGUUGCAGCCUUUCCUAGAUAUACAAUUUUCUUUCCCCAUCUCAUAGGGGUACAUUUUUGGCUAUUUAUGUUGUGUAAUCUGGUAUAGACAUAAUUUGAAUAUCCUAUGAAUUUUUAUCCAGUCUUGUAAUGUAGGUGAUUAUAUUGA
Messenger RNA from Alnus glutinosa, 832 nucleotides. RefSeq names its product protein AE7-like. Gene Ontology annotation, biological process: iron-sulfur cluster assembly. The coding region runs from base 164 to 643 and encodes 159 amino acids. The transcript is spliced from 6 exons. Lineage: Eukaryota; Viridiplantae; Streptophyta; Magnoliopsida; Fagales; Betulaceae. The record is from RefSeq and is a predicted model, not a curated record.